CCACAGUGCACCGCCAUGAACCCACUACUAUGCAGCUUCAUCCAAAAUGCAGCUCGACGCCUUGGCCUUCAACGUGGGCGUAUUUUAGGGGCGCCAUCCCGAGAAAAGCCGAGACAAGAGCGAUCGUGUCCUGCAACGUUUCCUGGCAAACCGGACCAGCGCAGCGUUCAGUGUCGUGGGGUUCGCCGCUGUGUGCACAUGGAGGGAGUCAGCCAGCAAGGUAUGCAGUGGGAGUGUGAGCGAGGGGGAGCAGGCCGGGACCAGGUGCCUGGCAAGGACAGAUGGGGGGUGGUGGGGGUCGCCGCCGCCCCCCAUCAGGGCGGCUUCAUCCCGGGAAGUCUCCAGGCGGGGAGGUGCCUCAUCACCUGCGAGGGAAACACGGUGGUCAAGCCCGAGUUCUACACACUGAACCCCGGAGGCACUGACCUGGUCUGGGCGGCCGCAGCCGAGGGGAAGGUGCCCUUAGGUGCCGUGCAGGGGGGAGUCUCGGAGUCAGGGGAAGACCUCUACAUCGGCAGGUGCAAGAUCGAUGGCAAGAAACUGCAUGGGAAGGUACAGCCAAGUCAGCAAGGUUGCCUGGUGCCACUUGCUGGGGGGGAGGCGAACAACAGCUCUUAUGAAGUGCUGUGUGCGAGGACGGUGCUCACCAACUUCAAGUUAUUCACAAACGCCGCCCGAAGAGUCAGCUCUCCCGGCAGCAGCGUCGUGACUCGCCUCUCGUCCCUCGCGCCCAUCUCGCCCAUCUCGCCGCUCUCGCCCACCAAGAGACGCCCGCUGCGAGGGUCGGGCGAGUCCUGGCGGAGGCUGACGCCGCCCAACAGCGGCAGCAACCUCCUGCAGCUGCCGGGCUAUCUGAAGAGCGCCGUCACGCGCACCACAAGCUCGGUCAAGUCGCGGAAGCUCAGCGGCCCCGGGUCGCCGAGCAGCCCGCGCGCGCCCACGCCUCGCACGACCAGCCCCGGCGACCUGACCUUCGUCACGCCCAAAUCUCGUGUGGGUAGCCCUCGCACGCCCACCAGCCACUCGCCCCGCCCGUACGCCACCAGCCACUCGCAACCGCCCGCCGCCCCAGCAGUUAUUCAGUUAAAAGAAGAAUUCUACUUCGGUCGCAAACGCACUCACAAUGAAUGCGACUUUGAGCCUUAUCGCCCCAGCAUGCGUACUAAUGAAGACGUUGGAUUCCUGCCUCCUCUGCAUCUCGUGAGGCCCCACCGCCUCCUUCGGGAGUCGCCAAACCCGCCUUUCCUCAAGCAGACGGACGGGCGGAGGAAUCUAGAAUACCUGUCGAUAUGGAGAUCUUGUAAGGCUUCCCUUGUGGAUGAGAUCUACAAUACACUGAUAUGGAAUAACCAUCUUAGCUUGUCAACCGACACGAGGAAUGCAGAGAUAGGAAAUCGUCUAACUACAGAGCCCAUAAAUGACACGCUCUCUAUAAUCCUAUCACCCUUAUCUCCCGAGGAACGAGGUGACCUGACCUGCCCUAAUUUGCCCCAUGACAGGAGCUCCGGAGACCAGACGUCUGCCCCGCCUUGUGCUUCUUCCCAAUUUAUUUUGAUAACACUAAAUUACAGUACUGAGUAUUACAAAUUAUGGGGUUUUAGUUUCACACCGAAAAGCUGGUUCUCGUGCAGCAACAUAGAAACAAGGCAGACCAUAAAACUUCGAGCAGCCUUCUUAACAGAUGAAGUCUGUGGCCAAACAAAGGAUUCACACCCACAGAGCUGA
This is a messenger RNA of Penaeus vannamei (Pacific white shrimp), 1725 nucleotides long. Lineage: Eukaryota; Metazoa; Arthropoda; Malacostraca; Decapoda; Penaeidae. The record is from RefSeq and is a predicted model, not a curated record.